Messenger RNA from Ficedula albicollis (Collared flycatcher), 2276 nucleotides. RefSeq names its product lysophosphatidic acid receptor 6 (gene LPAR6). Bases 831 to 1757 code for a protein of 308 amino acids. Gene Ontology annotation, cellular component: membrane. The record is from RefSeq and is a predicted model, not a curated record. The transcript is spliced from 2 exons. Lineage: Eukaryota; Metazoa; Chordata; Aves; Passeriformes; Muscicapidae. Gene Ontology annotation, molecular function: lysophosphatidic acid receptor activity. Gene Ontology annotation, biological process: phospholipase C-activating G protein-coupled receptor signaling pathway; positive regulation of Rho protein signal transduction.
GCAUUGACAAAGGACCUCUCAGGGAGCAUGGAAAGAGUUAAGAGGCAGCUGCAGCACUCCACAAGCUACAUCUGCAAGGUACAGCAGAGACAGGGGAAGGAAAACAAACCAAACUGAAGCCAUUCUUCCGCGCCCAGCCUCUUCUUCCUGUGAUGUCACACUACAAAUUGCCUGGGCGCUCUGCUCUGCUCUCCAGAAGGAGCUGGGCUGGCAGGAGCCGCCGAGGGCUGUGGGCUGCAGGAACAAACACGCUCUGGAAUUCGGUUUCUGCCCUGGCAAGCAGCUCCCUCCUGCUUCUGCUUCCCGCCCCAUGGGGCCGGCCAGCCGGCCGACAAACUUGUUGUACAGAAAGGAGGGAGAGGGGGAAAUGCAAGCGCCGACACUUCGCAGCGGCCAGGAAAUCGUUUCCUAAAGCACACGCUCCCAGAGAAAUCGGAUGGACGAGGCUUUGCCGUCCCAAUCUGCAGCCAAGAGUAAGGCAGAAAGUCCUACAAUGGCUUCAUUGAAUCGAGGCGGGAAAUGGAACUAAGCAAGCUGUGGGGUGACCUCAUCUGCCACAAAUGAUGCAUUUUCUGACUUUUGCAGACUGGCUAUGUGAUUACAAAUAGCGCUCGGCAGAGAAGAGAGACUUCCUGGUGAUUUCUGCUGGAGAUGUACUCCCCUGCCACAGGGCACAUCUGCCUUCCCUGAAGCUUCACAGCCUAACAAACUUGCCAAAGCACACCGUUCAAAUACAUCUGACCUGAAAGCUCUUCUGGAAUUUGAAAAAAGUUGCAAUAAAAAUAGCAGAGAAAACGCCAAAUCACAGGAAUUUUUGACAUACCAUUAUAAUGGUAAGCUCUAAUUGUUCCACUGAGGACUCCUUUAAAUAUACUUUGUAUGGGUGUAUCUUUAGCAUGGUGUUUGUGCUCGGCCUCAUAGCGAACUGUGUAGCGAUCUACAUUUUCACUUGUACUUUAAAAGUGCGAAACGAGACUACAACUUACAUGCUUAACUUAGCCAUAUCAGAUCUGCUUUUCGUGUUUACGUUACCCUUCAGGAUUUAUUACUUUGUAACCAGAAACUGGCCUUUUGGAGACAUCCUCUGCAAGAUUUCUGUCACCCUCUUUUAUACAAAUAUGUACGGGAGCAUUUUGUUUCUGACUUGCAUCAGCGUGGAUCGCUUCUUAGCCAUAGUACACCCCUUCCGAUCCAAGACUCUCCGGACCAAAAGGAAUGCAAAGAUUGUGUGUGUUGCAGUGUGGAUAACCGUGCUAGCAGGCAGCACACCAGCAAGCUUUUUCCAGUCCACAAACCGCCGGAACAAUACGGAGCAAAGGACGUGCUUCGAAAACUUCUCAGAGGACACGUGGAAAACCUACCUAUCCCGGAUUGUCAUCUUCAUUGAAACCGUGGGGUUUUUUAUCCCCCUCAUUCUGAACGUGACCUGCUCCACUAUGGUCCUCCGGACUCUGAAUAAACCGCUGACGUUAAGCCGGAAUAAAGUAAGCAAGAAAAAGACCUGGGUCAACUGCUCAGUGGUGACUGCAGUGAGGACUAUGUACCCCAUCACUCUGUGCAUCGCUGUUUCAAACUGCUGCUUUGACCCCAUAGUCUAUUACUUCACAUCAGAUACCAUUCAGAACUCCAUAAAAAAGAACCGGUCCACCAGACCACGGGACGUCAGAUUCUCUGAAAGGCCAGUUUCAGAAAGCUUCAUCCAACACAGCCUUCAGACCAUAAAAAUGAAAAUAUUUGACAGUGACUCUACAAUAUAAACUGUAUUAAAAGACUAUUGGGACUAAACUGGAAUUAGAAGCCUACACAUUUCUUCAGCUGUGGACGUAUAUUCUUAUAUGUAAAGGCUGUGUUUCCUUCACAGCUGAAAAGUUUAUUACAAGGCUGUAAAAGUGUUAAGCAUAAUAGCACACAGAAGAAGCAUUUGAAAAAAUUAUGUCAAAGGUCUGUUCUGACAGAUUGUAUGUUAGAAAUGAACUUUUGAGUUUAGAGGUUAACCAAAGUCCAAAGACUAUUUGUCAAGUCAAACACAAAUGAAAAAGUAGGUUGUUUUCUUCCUGAAGUUAAAACAGUUGCUCAAUUUAACAACGAUAUCAGUUUCCAAGUUACUGAGAAUGGGGGGUGAAGCUACCUGCUCUACACACUGCAGGAAAAUUGCCCCCUUUUUGUCAUAUCUUCAGCUACCGUGUCUUUUCCAGUUUCCUCUUGUCUCUCUUAUUCCUCCCCAACUGUGUUUUUCCCUACACCUUCCUUCUCAGGGACCAUUAAGUUCACAGGAG